GAUUUGUAAAUCUCACGUGUCAUCCAUCAGAAUGGAUAUCACGUGAGACCUGUUCUCAUAGAAUUAUUUUCCCCAUCCAAUGCAUGGAAACAAAUGAUGCGUAUCCCUACUUUUAUUCCGUCUCUUCAUUUCAAAUGUUAAUGCCACACAUUUAAUGGUGCAUAAGUACGUCAGAUUCCACUAAUUAAUGGAUUUGCUUAUACGGGCUGACCGCUGACGGGCACUUGCCGUACGUGGUGGAUACCAUGCCGCCCAUUAUCAAGCCGCUUAUAAACCGAGCGCAUCUGGACGUACGGCAUUGUUCUUGUGUGUGUGUGUUUGUGUGUGUUACCGGCUGUGAACCGGAGUGUCGGAGGCGUCAAUGGCACGACCAAGCAUGGGCGCCGUCGCCCUCGUGCUGCUUCUGGCCUGGUGCUGCGCGGCGACCACCGUGCGAGCGAGGGAGUGGAUCGUCGGCGGCGACAAGGGGUGGACCUUCGGCGUCGCCGGCUGGGAGAACGACAAGCCGAUCCAGCCCGGCGACACGCUCGUGUUCAAGUACAAGCCUGGAGCGCACAACGUGGUGAAGGUGGAGGUGGACGGGUACAUGGACUGCAAGGCCCCCGACGGCGCCACGGUUCACUCCUCCGGCAACGACACCUUUGAGAUGCCCGGCGGCAAGGCCUACUUCAUCUGCACCUUCCCCGGCCACUGCGAGAAGGGCAUGAGGAUCGGCAUCCCGCCUAGAUAGAUAGGGGCGUUGACUGGCUGAUAAAUAGCGCGACGUGCUCUCUCGAUGGCUAGUUGAACGAUAAAUAAACCGAGGGUGCUAGGGUGAUGGAAUGUUUGUCUGCACGUCCAGGAUGUUUCUACCGUUAGAGGUGAGCGAUUAAAAAGGGAAUGAGGCUAGAUUUUGCGCCAUCCCAUGGCGGUAGAUUUUAGUCUCCCGCCAUCUCUGCCGAUUCCACCCUGCACCGCCGCACCCCCCUCCUUUGCGCUAAACUUGGUCUGGUUCACUGGAAAAGAUCUAUUUCAGCGUUUCUAACGAGCCAGGCUCUUUAAGGUUCGGACUCAGAUGGGGGGCACAGAACAUGCAUCAGGAUCACCAGGACCCCAGGUUGAAGGCACGUCAUCGUCAUCAUCGCUCCUUUCUCACCAGAGCCAAAUAAACUUAUCGUCAUCGCCAGGCAGACAUGACGUCUCUUUCAAAUUUAUUUAUUUAAACAAAUCACUAACGAAAAUUACAACUGAGUGAAGAAGUCGUCGUGUCAAGUCCCCAAAGAGCAACCAUCACCAACUAUGAGAAACAUGGAUCGGAAGAGUCAUACUUGUAAGCACACAAACACGAACAAUGGCUGACCGAAUCCAACGCGUGCCAAAGCAAAGCAGAUUCAUCGAAGACCAGUGCCGACCGAAUCCAAAGAGAUCCGCCGGAGACAAACAUCAACGCACACCCUCCACCAAUGCUAAAAGCACCACCAGGUAGGGGAGGACAUUAUUCUAACUCUGGGCUGCUGCCAUGCCACCACCUCACUGCCCCAACCAAGAUUUUAAAAGUACCUAUGUCACCAGAGGUGAGUCGGACCAGCGGCGCCGACAAGAGGACAGAAACCCUAAUCUCCUCCAAAGAACCU
Triticum urartu is the source of this 1613-nucleotide messenger RNA. Its product is annotated as basic blue protein-like. Gene Ontology annotation, cellular component: plasma membrane. Gene Ontology annotation, molecular function: electron transfer activity. The record is from RefSeq and is a predicted model, not a curated record. Lineage: Eukaryota; Viridiplantae; Streptophyta; Magnoliopsida; Poales; Poaceae.